Messenger RNA from Rosa rugosa (rugosa rose), 953 nucleotides. RefSeq lists its product as uncharacterized. The record is from RefSeq and is a predicted model, not a curated record. The coding region runs from base 98 to 796 and encodes 232 amino acids. The transcript is spliced from 4 exons. NCBI's taxonomy places the organism in Eukaryota, Viridiplantae, Streptophyta, Magnoliopsida, Rosales, Rosaceae.
UAAAAAAAAAAAAAAGGGGGUGGGGAGAGUAUUUGUCGCUGUAUAAGUGAUUAUUGUGCUCAGGUGAGUUUACCUUGCACAGUCCACCCGAAGAAAUAUGGAGGAAGCAAAGCACAAAAUCGUCAUAGUACAAACCGCUUUGCUGUUGCUGUUGGUUUUGGUUUUAAAUGGGUAUGCACAGAACUUGCCCCCUGCCAAGUACGAUGGGUUCUUGUACGAGCAUCGCCUAAUUGACCCGGAUUCGAUUCUCAUCGAAGCUUUCUUUGACCCGGUCUGCCCGGACAGUAGAGAUUCCUGGCCACCCCUCAAACAGGCCCUAGCCUACUACGGCCCUCACGUCACUCUUGCUGUGCACCUAUUACCGUUGCCUUACCAUGACAACGCUUUUGUUGCUUCUCGUGCUAUACACAUUGUAAAUAAGCUGAAACCUUCUGCUACGUUUUCCGUGUUGGAGUGGUUCUUCAAGAAUCAGGAGAGGUAUUACAAUGCUCAAACGCGCAACAUUUCUAGGGCUUCCAUUGUGGAUGACUUAGUGAAGCAACUAACAGCAGUACUUGGGAAUUCUUAUCAUAGUUCCCUGGAAUCAGGCUUUAAUGACCGGAAAACUGAUCUCACAACAAGGGUUUCCUUUAAGUAUAGUACUUCAAGAGGGGUGUAUGGAACGCCUACUUUCUAUGUAAAUGGAUUUGUAUUGCCUGAUUCUGGCGAUGCUCUAGAUUUUAACGGGUGGAAAAAAGUGAUUGACCCAUUAGUUACGGCACCAAAGAAACAGGAAAAUUUGCAUUUCUUCUUAUAAAGGAUGUAGCUACUUGGUUCAUGUUCUUGAAAGGCUGAAGAAUGAAGUCCACAAUGUGGUUUCAAUGUGUAUAUUAAUGAACCUGGCCAUUAGGCCAUGGAAUAAAUGAUCUGUAAUGCAACACUAUGGUGAAAAUUGGAUCUGGUCUGCUUAAGAA